Messenger RNA from Hydra vulgaris (swiftwater hydra), 9066 nucleotides. Its product is annotated as abnormal spindle-like microcephaly-associated protein homolog. The record is from RefSeq and is a predicted model, not a curated record. Gene Ontology annotation, cellular component: spindle pole. NCBI's taxonomy places the organism in Eukaryota, Metazoa, Cnidaria, Hydrozoa, Anthoathecata, Hydridae. Gene Ontology annotation, biological process: mitotic cell cycle; spindle organization; establishment of meiotic spindle localization. Gene Ontology annotation, molecular function: calmodulin binding.
GCGGUUUUAUUUAAAUUUAAAUUCCAGCGAAAUUUCAAUAAAACGUUUCAUAUCUGUUGACAAUUGUAAAAGACUAGUUUUAAGAUGUUUCAGUAAAUUUUAAAAAGAAUUUUACCAUCGUACUUAAGUAGAUUGGUUAUACCGUAAUCUUAGAUGAUUUCUUUAAGUUCUUCAAGAGUUUUUCAAGAUGAAAUAAAAGAAAAAUGCGAAUCUCCAGCUCGACUUCUAGUGAAAAGUUUUGCUAAAUGUCCACGUUUAAGUUUUAACAAAGUUAAAGUAGGUAAAAGUGGAACAUUGGAUCUUCUUAUUGAAAAUCCUAACAACUUUCUUGUUUCAUUGACUACAGAUCAGUUUUCCGUUGAAACUUCGUUAGAAAUUGUUAUUAGCCAUGAUGUUUUGUUAAACAAUGACAAAACUGUCACGAUUGUAAUACCAGAAAAGUCGUUUAAAGUAUUAAAAUUUAAAUGGAGUCCGAAGAAAGCAGACAAAAUCAGACAUACCUUGUUCCUUAGAUGGGACGAGGGACCUAAACUUCAGGUAAUAUUGCUUGGAACUGCAGAAGAAAUUGGAUCAACAAAAAUUAAUAAUAGCAAGAUACCCAAAGUUCUUUGCAACACUCGCAACUCUUUAGAAGAAAAGAAAUCUAGUUUUACUCCACCAAAAGUUGAAAAAUUAUUAACAAAUAUGCAGUUAGAAACCUCUGCUCGUCGCACAACUUUUACAGUUGAUAGCACCAGUCCAAUUAAAAAAGUAGUAAAGAGAAUUAAUGCUGGUUCUUUGUCACCAUUAAGUUUUGAUAAAUAUGAGUCUGUCCAAAAAGAAAACAAAGAUCCAUUAAAGAUUGGAAAGGUUAAAAAACUGCCUCUGAACAACUUGAGCCAUAGAAAAAUUGAAGACAAAAAAAAAGAAGAUUUUAUUGACUGGAAGCAAGAAAAUAAACCAAAUAAAUCAAGUUCAGCAAAGAUUAAUUUAUUUUUAGAAAAGUCAAAUUGUAUGGAAAAUAUUUCAAGUAACCCAAAGCAUUCUAAUUAUUUAAAACGACAACCUGUUUCUAGAACUUUACCUGUAAAGCCUGUUCAAGGUUUGUCUGUUAGGAAGUUAAAGUUAACAGCUUCUUCAAAAGCAGAUCUUCCACGUCACCCAUUACCUUACGCUGCAAAGAAUAUGUGUUAUGAUGAGCGAUGGAUAGAUAAGCAGGAAAGAGGUUUUACCAAUUGGUUAAAUUUUAUACUGACUCCCGAUUGCAAUGACAACGAGGAAGAUGAAAAUGAACGAAGAGGUACCUAUACAAUAGAUUCAAGUAAAAGACAACCAAUUGCUCCUUCGCGUGAAGAUGUCUCUUUUCAAGUGUAUUCACUUCGUCAUAAAAUGGUUUGUCUUCGCCGUGCAGGUUGUUUGUUAUAUCAAAAUGAAGAAUUUUCAUUGAUUAUACAAAAGAUUGAACGAGAGAUUGAAUGUAACAUGUUAGCUAUCCGAGCAGACAAAAGAAUUGAAGCAGAUUUAGGUAUAAAAACAAAAAUCAGAGACAUGAUUCUUUCUUACAACUCCCUUUGGUUAAGAAUUGGUCUUGAGGUCAUAUAUGGGGAGAUAAUCUUAUUACAGUCAAACAAUGAUGUUUUUAACUUGUCAAAAUUUGUAAUGAGUCGCAUGCUUGCAAAUCCUUUAAUAUCAAAGCAAUACUCUCACACAACUGUUCCCAACUUGUACAGACCAGGGUACGAGGAAGCUAUUCGUAAAUUUAUUCUCAAAAAAUUUUUACUUUUGGUUAUAUUUUUGGAUCGCGCAAAGCAAAAUCGACUCAUAGAGCAUGAUCCAUGUUUAUUUUUAAAAAAUUCAGAGUUUAAGACAAGUCGUGAUCUUUUGCUAGCAUUUUCUAGAGAUUAUUUGAAAGGCGAAGGGGAUAUCACAAAGCAUUUGAGCUACAUGGGUAUAGUAGUUCAGCAUCAACAGUCAGUUAUAGAUGAAUAUGACUUUGGUUUAAAAAAUCUUGCUGUUGAUUUAAGAGAUGGUGUUCGUCUAGUGCGUGUUCUUGAACUUUUAACAAAAGACUGGUCACACUCUUCCAAACUUAGGUUACCGGCUGUCAGUAGAUUACAGAAAAUUCACAAUAAUAGUGUUGCCCUUGGAAUUUUAAAAAAUCAUGGUUUGAAUUUGUCAACAGAACCUAAAAAUGUUGUUGAUGGCCACCGUGAGAAAACAUUAAUGUUACUCUGGCAAAUAAUAUUUCAUUUUGAAGUUAAUAUGCUACUUGAUAUAGAGAAACUAAAAGAAGAAAUUGAAUAUCAAAAAAAAAGGUUGCAAGUAAAUAAAGAACUGGCUUCACUCUCUGAAAGUCUUCCUGAAUCACAUGGUGAACUUAUAUCCGCUUAUGAAAAGUCAGAAAAAAUGACUCUUUUAUUAAAUUGGUGUCAAAUUAUAUGCUCUCAUUAUGAAGUAAAGGUUGAGAAUUUUACAGUUUCAUUUUCGGAUGGCAUUGCGUUGUGUUGUUUGGUUAAUUAUUACCACCCAGAUAUUCUUCCAACAUCACUUAUCAAUCACGAGACUACACUUACCCGUAAUAUUGCUUUAUGUGAAGAGGAAGUUGCUGGUGACUUUUUUUAUGAAAACUGGACAAAGUGUUUUAGCCCAAAUACUGGUAUAAACAGAAAUUUAGAAAUGUUGCUUAUGAAUGAGAAACAUAAUUACAGAGUGCUUAAUCAAGCUGUACAGGAUUUGGGUGGCAUUCCUUCUAUGUUAAGGAGUAGUGAUAUGUCUAAUACUAUUCCUGAUGAAAAGGUUGUAGUUACAUAUGUUUCUUAUUUGUGUGCACGUCUGUUAAAUAUAAGAGAAGAGACUCAGGCUGCAAGAAAAAUUCAGCUAUCCUGGAGAAGAUAUUCCCUGAGGAAGCAAAGAAAUUUACUUAAGGUUUAUGAAACUGCUGCUCUCAAAAUUCAGAACUGGUAUCGUAAGCAUCAUAACAAACGUCGUAGUGCUCAGCACACUUAUGCAGUCAAAGUUAUUCAAAAGACUUGGAGAAGUUAUAAAGAAAGAUGUUUAUGUAAUUUUAAAUACCAAGCUGAACGUGAAAAUAAUGCAGCUGUUGUAAUACAGAGCUAUGUACGCUGUUAUUUGGCUCGCCUUGAUUAUCUUUUUUUACGUGGUUGUAUUAUACUAUGUCAAAGUGUUGCUCGAAGAUGGUUUGUAAAGCAGGAUCUUAUCAAAAAACGAAUUGCAGCCUCCAUUAUUCAAUCUUGUUUUAGAGGUUAUUUACAUACAUGUUAUUUAAGGUAUCAGUUUUUGCAACAAAGAGCCUCAUCAAUUGUUAUUCAAAGAGCAUUUCGCAAUCAUAUAAGUAGAAAAAAAUCCAAGUUAAAGUAUUUUGAGUUAUGUAACAGAGCUGCUUCUAUUAUUCAAUCUCACUAUAAAGGAUUUGUUUGCAAAAAGCAAUAUAAAUGUCUUAAAUCAUCAACUAUUGUUGUCCAGCAACUAGCUAGAGGUUUAAUUCAAAGAAAGAGGUUUUUAAGACAAAAACAGGCUGUUUGUAUAAUUGAGAGUUUUUAUAUUUCCUGCAUUAAAAGAAGAUUUGCUCAAAGAGAAUAUUUUACUAUCCGAAAAUCUAUUUUAAAAGUUCAACAGCACUGGAGGCAAACUUUGUAUUCCAGAGUUUUACGAUAUAAAUACUUGCAAAUGAAAUUUGCUGCUAUUCUCAUUCAAUCGUGGAUAAAGAUGACACUUGCUCGUAGAAAGUUCUUAAAUAUUAAAAAAUCAGUUGUCAUUAUUGAAAAUGCUUGGUUAUCUUUUCAGCAAGGAAGAUAUGAACAGAGAAAAUAUUUGUGUUUAAAACACAGUGUUUAUAUAAUUGAAUGCAAAUAUAAAGCUAUUCUUUUGAUGAGGCAUGAAAAAGCAAAGUUAAAAAACAUUAUCCAAUCAAUUGUUUUAAUACAAUCAUGUUUCAGGUGUUGGUCAAUUCGAAAAAAGUUUAUAAAUAGAAAAAAUGCUUGCAUUCUAUUGCAAAAAGUUUGGCGUGCGUAUUAUGCCAAAAAGCUUGCACAUAGAGAGUAUUGUAGAAAAAAACAUUCUGUUAUACUAUUGCAAAAGCAAGUCAGGAUGUUUUUAGCAAUGAAGGAGUUUUCCCUAAAAAAAAAAGCUGUUCUAACAAUACAAAGCUUGUUUAGAAUGUUUUUGUGUCGUAAAAAAUAUUUAUUGUGCCUCAAAGCUGUUGUUUGUAUACAGAGAAAUACUAGACAUUAUCUUUUGAGAUAUAAAAGAAGAAAAGCAGCUAUUAAAAUUCAAGCAACACUGAGAAUGUUUAUUUGUUUAAAGAAAUUUGCUAAACAGAAACACGCAAUUCAAGUUAUGCAACGCUUUAUCCGAGUUUUUAUAUGUCGACGUGCAUAUCAGCAUAAAAUUGCUUCUGUAAUUAAAAUUCAGUCAUUUAUAAGAAUGUGUAUAUCAAAGAUGUUAUUUAAAAAGCAAAAAAAUGCUAUCAUUAAAGUUCAAGCUUUAGCGAGAAGAUACAUAUGUCAGCAGCUGUUUUUUAAACAUCGUAAUGCUGCUAUUAUCAUUCAGUCAUUCUUCAGAAUGUUACUUAUAAAAAAAAUCUUUUUGUUAAAGAUUAAAUCUGCAAUACAAAUUCAGUCUUGUUAUAGAUCAUUCAAUGCUUUUAAAAAUUAUAAUAUACUAAAGAAUUCAGUUCUAAAAAUUCAGUCAUUCUUUCGGAUGUGUAUUUGCAAGACUAGAUUUAAUGUUCAAAAAAAGCAUUCUAUAGUUUUACAGUCAUAUAUUCGAAUGUUUUUGCAAAGAAAGAGAUAUUUACAGUUGCAACAUACAGUUAUUGAAGUUCAAUCAAAAUGCAGAAUGAAAAGACAGAGAGAUUUAUAUCUAAAAUUAAGACAAAGCUCAAUAAUAAUUCAAUCUUUUUUUAGAGGUUACAGAGAAAGACAUUUUUAUGCUUUAUCAAAAAAGAAUAUUAUCAAAAUUCAGUCGUAUAUAAGAAUGUUUGUUGCAAGACAAAAGUAUAUUAGACAGCGAGUAGCCAUUAUUUUGAUUCAGUCUGUUUGCAGAAUGUCUGUUGCGAGGAAAGAUUUCAUAAGAAAAAAGCUAUCAUCUGUCAAAAUUCAGACUGCUUAUAGAAAGUACAUAAUUUAUAAUAAGCAAAAAAAGGCAGCUAUAGUAAUACAAAAAAUAUUUAGAGGAACAAUGCAUAGAAAGAAAUUUCUUCAACAAAAGCAAGCAGCUGUACGAUUUCAAGCAUACUUUAGAGGAUUGAUUCAAAAAAAUAAAUUUAUUCGGCAAAAGCAAGCAGCUGUACUAUUGCAAGCAUACUUCAGAGGAUUGAUUCAAAAAAAGAAAUUUCUUCAACAAAAGCAAGCAGCUGUACUAUUGCAAGCAUACUUUAGAGGGUUCAUUCAAAAAAAGAAAUUUCUUCAGCAAAAGCAAGCAGCUGUACUAUUGCAAGCAUACUUUAGAGGAUUGAUUCAAAAAAAGAAAUUUCUUCAACAAAAGCAAGCAGCUGUACUAUUGCAAGCAUACUUUAGAGGAUUGAUUCAAAAAAAGAAAUUUCUUCAGCAAAAGCAAGUAGCUGUACUAUUGCAAGCAUACUUUAGAGGAUUGAUUCAAAAAAAGAAAUUUCUUCAACAAAAGCAAGCAGCUGUACUAUUGCAAGCAUUCUUUAGAGGAUUGAUUCAAAAAAAGAAAUUUCUUCAACAAAAGCAAGCAGCUGUACUAUUGCAAGCAUACUUUAGAGGAUUGAUUCAAAAAAAGAAAUUUCUUCAGCAAAGAAUUGCUGCUACUCAAUUGCAAUCUUUUGUGCGAAUGUUUUUACAAAAAAAGCUUUUUAAUCAACAAGUUACAGCUAUAAACAAAAUUAAAGCUUGGUUACAAGGUUAUUGCCUUAGACAGCAUUUUAAAAGACUUAGAAAUGCGUGUACUCUAUUACAGUCUAUUUAUCGAAUGCAUUUAAAGAGAAGACAUUUUAAAAUUCUAAAAAAGUCUGCAGUUAUUAUUCAAUCUACAUUCAGAAGCCACUACUGUUAUUCAAAGUAUGUAUUUUUGAAAUCUGCGGUUGUUAGAAUUCAAACAAAUUACAGAAUGCAUUGCUGCAUUGUGAAAUAUAAAAGUUUACGAGUUGCAGUAAUCAAAAUUCAAGCUUUUGCAAGAAUGGUUAUAUUUAGAAGUAACUAUAAAAAAUUGCAAAAAGAAGUGAAGAAAUUGCAAUCUUGGUGGAGAAUGUGCUAUUUACAGAUUAUUUUAAAAAGACAAACAUCUUCUGCCAUUAAAAUCCAAUCUAUUUACCGAAUGUUUGUUAUAAAGAAAACUUAUUUAAAUAAAAGAAAUGCAGCAAUUAAAAUACAGGCUUUUGUAAGAAUGUUUAUAACUCAAAGUAAAUAUAAAAAAUUGCAACAGUUAAAAUCAGCCACAACCAUACAAUUUUAUUACCGAAGUUGGAAAGUUAGAAAUGCUAGGAGAAAAUUCAUUUUAGAAAACUGUGUUACUAUACAAAGAUGGUGGCGCAAAAAGAGAGAAAAUUUACAUCAACAUUAUGCUGCAGUCAUAUUGCAAUCUUGUUUUCGAAUGUUUUUAUUAAGACAAGAAUAUUUAAGAAAGCUAAAAGCAGUUUCAGUCAUCAGAGGUUGGUAUCAAAUGCAUCGACAGCGUUCCGUAUAUUUAAAAUUAAUUAAAUCAGCUAUAAAGUUGCAAAGUUGGUAUCGUUCAGUUUUAGCACGCAAUCGUUUUUUAAUCAUGAAGCGUGCAGCAAUCACUAUUCAGCUAUAUUACAGAGCAUUUACUGUUGGAUAUCCAAUAUAUUUAUAUUAUCAUGUUUACCGUGGUGCAAUCAUAACUAUUCAAGCUGUUUAUAGGGGACAUAUUGCAAGAAAACAAUUUCAAAGAAAAAAGAAAAGCAUUGUUGUUUUGCAAUCUUUUUUUUUAAUGGUAACUCAACGUAAAAGAUAUUUAUAUUUUCUAUCCACUGUUAAAUUUUGUCAAAAUAAAAUUAGAUCAGUUUUGAUAAGAAAACAUUACUUAAAAAUCAAAUCAUCAGUUUUAACUAUUCAAUCUUUUGUUCGUCAGCAUAUUGCGCGUUGCAAGUUUUAUGCUGCACUAAAAAUUCAAUGUGCUUUUAAAUCAUUUCUUGCUGUUCAGCAUCUAAAAACACUAAAGCAUAUAGACAAGAAAAAUAAAGCGGUUCUUUAUCUUCAAAGAACAUACAGGAGAAAUGCACUAUGCAGAAUCGAAAGAAAAAAUUAUCUUAGAAUUCGAAAUUCUACUAUAGUCCUACAAAGUCACAUUCGAAAGUGGUUAGCUUUUAAACAUUAUUCAAAGCUGUAUAAAUCCAUAUGUUUAAUUCAGCGAGUUUGGAAAAGUUAUAAUUAUACUAAAAAAAUUUCUAUUUGUUGUGAGGAAGUUUUAAAUAUUGUUCAAAUUUGUUACAAUUAUUGUCAAGUUCGCACAAAUGCUUCAUUAAAAAUAACUUCUUUCAUGAAAAUGAUAGUCAUGCAAAAAAAGUAUCGCAAAGUAAAGAAUUCUGUACUUUGUAUUCAGAAAACAUGGCGAAAGUUUGCUAUAAAAAAGAAAACAAAUGCAGUUAGAAAGAUUGAGGCAUGGUAUAUCCGUUCAAAAACAAUUAAAAAAAUGAAAGAAUUACAAAAAGUAGAAAACGCAGCACUAGUAAUACAAAAAUCAUAUAGAAACUAUUGUGUUUCUAAAAAAGAAAAACAAAAAUAUAUAAGACUAAAGUCUUCUGUAAUACUUUUGCAAUGUGUGUUUCGCAAGAAAUUAGCUUCCAAAAAAUUACUCAUUAUGAAGCAAGCUGCAAAUAAAAUCGAAAACUGGUAUUCAUUAUGCAAGCAGAAACAUCAAAAAAAAAGACAAUUGAUCUUACUAAAUUUUAUACGAGCCUCUUUAUUGUGUCUUUCAUUGCUCAAAAUUCAAAGGUGGAUGCGAAAAAAAUUAAAUAAUAAAUUUGAAAAAGAACAUUCUAAAAAAGAGUUUUCAGCACUUGUUAUACAGUCACGUUGGCGUGGUUAUCGAGUUCGUUCUCGCAUUAACGAUAGUAGGUUGAAAGAAGUUGCUGUACGAAUCAAUAUAGCUACAAAUAAUUCAACUGAAGCUAUGAAAUUGUGUAAUCGAACUAAAUCCGCACUUGACUACAUACUUCAUGUGAAAAAUUUAUCAACAGUUCAUGAAGCACUUAAAAAUUUAGCUGUGGUGACUGCUUUGUCAUUUCGAUGUUGUGAACAGUUAAUGCAAGACGAAGCAUUAAGUGUAAUUUACAGGGUAGUAAAUUAUAGUAAUAGGAGUCUUCCAUGGAUCUCAAUCAAAGAAGUUGCUCUUGAUAUUUUAUUAAAUUUAGCUAAGUGUCCAACCACAUACAAAGCUGUUUACAACCAUCCUUCAUCUACAACUAUAAUAUUAGAUCAAAUGUCUAAUUAUCGCGAUAAGAAGUGUUUUAUUUUUUCAAAAGCCUGCAAUCUUCUAACAAUUCUUUGCCAUGAUGAUGAUAUAAAAUUGGAUAUUAAAAACACCAAAAAAAAUUCAGAAAAAGUACUGUCUUUUUACCGUUUGUUAAACCGCAAGAAACAAUUAGACGCUCACCGUCAAGUUCAAAAAGAGAAAAAGAAAGAUCUCUUUAACGGAAACGCCAAGUGGCAUCGAAGAACAAGUGCGAUUAAUACCGAAGAUCCUUUUACCGCUGUCCAUUUAUUGAUUAAUACUCUUGAAAUUGCAGCUAACGUUUAAGUUAAUGGACAGUCAGUGAUUUAAGCGGGCGGUUUACAAAGUACUUGUUUCAUCGUCUAUCGAUUUUUCUCUUUUUCACUGGUAUACAACUAACGGAAAAUAACUUGCAGCUGUGAAAUCAGGAUGAUAAAAGCUACUCACAAUGUUUUUUGAGCUUUAUGCAUUGAGUGAAAGACAGAAAUGACGCACGGUACCUAAUCUACACUGAUUUUUCGAUUUUAGUUGUUUUUUAAUAAUUUUAAUUUAUAUUUUAUUUACAAUAAUAUUAUUAUUUAUUUAUGAUUUUAUAAAUAAAAUAAUAAUAUUGUAUGGAGUUAUCUUUUAGAUGAAAAAUCUCCAUUUUUUGAA